Messenger RNA from Drosophila kikkawai, 1218 nucleotides. RefSeq names its product odorant receptor 59a-like. The record is from RefSeq and is a predicted model, not a curated record. Gene Ontology annotation, molecular function: odorant binding; olfactory receptor activity. Gene Ontology annotation, cellular component: plasma membrane. Gene Ontology annotation, biological process: sensory perception of smell; detection of chemical stimulus involved in sensory perception of smell. Lineage: Eukaryota; Metazoa; Arthropoda; Insecta; Diptera; Drosophilidae.
AUGUCAGGAAGUAACAUCAACAGUUUAAGCCAUUUCCAGAGCCAUAGGUACGCCCUAAUGAUGCUUUUCUUUGAUCCCAAGAAACUGGAGGCUGGUGAAGGAGUCUACAUUUGUGGCACCAUCAUUGUGAGUCUGCUCUUCUCGCUGGGAUUUCCUCUUCACCUCGGCAUGAAGCUGUUUCGCAAUGAAACUAGGAAUCAGAAUAUGUUAAACUUAGGCACUUUUCUGCCCUGCCUGGGAGCCUCCUCGAAGUUCAUCAUUUAUGCCUUAAACUUUGGAAAAGUGCGUCGCAUGGAGGAGUUGCUGCGAUUGCUGGAUCAGCGGGUUUCUGGACACAAACAGAGGAGUAUCUACGCCCAGGUCAGGACUCGUUUGCGAGUAAUGGUGGGCCUGUUCAUUGGCAUCUAUGCUCCGUGUGGAAUAACUGCAGUGAUGAUGUUUCUCUUUGCUGAAGAGCGGUCACUGAUGUACUACGCUUGGUUUCCCUUUGAUUGGAAAAGUUCCUUUGUGAGCUACUGCCUCGCGAAUGGCUAUCAGAGUGCUGGAAUCUCUUACCAAUUGGUGCAGAAUUAUGUCAACGAUUGCUUUCCGGCUUUGGUCUUGUGUUUGGUCGCCGCUCAUGCCAAGAUCCUGUACUGUAGGUUAGAGGAAAUCGGGGAAAAUCCUCUACAGAAUGCAGAAAGGGAGCUGGAGAAGUGCAUAACCGAUCACAAGAAUCUGUUAGAACUCUUCAGGAUUACCGAGGCCUUCAUGUCCUUUCCCAUGGCCAUUCAAUUUUUAUGCAGCGCCGUGAACAGCUGCCUUGGCAUUGCUUCGUUUUUAUUUUCCACCGAUGAGCCCAUGGUGCGGGCCUAUAGCCUCUGCUAUACCCUGGCCAUGAUCCUACAGAUUUUUCCCUGCUGUUAUUUUGGCACGGAAUCGGAGUUCUGGUUUGGACGUCUUCAUUAUGCGGCCUUCAGUUGCAAUUGGUUGAUACAGGAAAGAUCCUUCAAGCGGAAGUUAAUGCUAUUUGUGGAGAGGUCCUUAAAGAGCAGCACGGCCAUGGCAUGCGGAAUGCCGGAGUUCGCUGUCGGAGUCGGUAAUGCGCUUAAGUCCGUACAAAGUCCGUCUUGGAUCUGCGUACUGAACGCUGUAAAAUGGACCCAGGAAAAGUCCCAGGCAAAGACCAAAAAGGGACCCUACAGACCAGAAUUUAUAGCUGACAAAAAGGGAAACUAA